Mya arenaria is the source of this 7996-nucleotide messenger RNA. RefSeq names its product tight junction protein ZO-1-like. Gene Ontology annotation, molecular function: cell adhesion molecule binding. Gene Ontology annotation, cellular component: plasma membrane; bicellular tight junction. Gene Ontology annotation, biological process: regulation of apoptotic process; cell-cell junction organization; cell-cell adhesion. The transcript is spliced from 40 exons. The record is from RefSeq and is a predicted model, not a curated record. The coding region runs from base 7 to 5544 and encodes 1845 amino acids. Lineage: Eukaryota; Metazoa; Mollusca; Bivalvia; Myida; Myidae.
GCCAAAAUGGCGACCAAAACUUCAAAAAGUAGUAGACUGUUACAAAAACACAAACAUUCCCUCGCUAAAGAUGUUGACAUUAAUCAAAUAGUGACCAAACUCACGCAGAGAGGUGCGCUGAAUAAAAAAGAGGAAGAAGUUAUUUUUGAGUGCGCCGAUCAGAAAAAGAAGGCCGAUAUAUUUGUUGACAUUUUGAACGAGAAAGGAUCUAGGAGUUUUAAUGAGUUUUGUGCAGUUUUGGAGGACUUUUGUCCGCAUUUAUUAACCAAAUUUCUGUUGGAUUCUGGUGCAGACUCCGAUUCAGAAAAGAAACCAACGCAAGCCCUUCAGCUUGGUUUCGAGCUUGCGUUGAAGGAGCGAGAUGCUGUUUUGCGUGAAAAUGCACGCGCUAUUGAGGACAGGGACCGUGCAGUACAGAGGGCAAAACAGUUAUUGUCGGAGCGUGACCGGGCACUUGCGAGUCUUGAAAAUCUGGCAGCCAAACAAAACACGCCUCAGAUUGAGCGUAGGGCUUCCUCCCCCAUAAGAAGAAAUAAGGAAAAGAUAAAAGCUGUGGAUAGCGAUUUGGAGACUGAAGUAGAAGAGGGCCGAGAACGACACAGAAGAAUUAAGAGCUCAGACAAUGUUGUGUGGGAGACUCACAAAGUUGGGCUAACCAGGGUUCCAGGCUUUGGGUUUGGCAUUGCAGUUAGUGGGGGAAGAGACAACCCACACUUCGCCAAUGGUGACCCCUCCAUCGCUAUAUCUGAUGUGCUCAAAGCUGGGCCUGCGGAGGGAAGAUUACAGAUAAACGAUCGUGUUCUGAGCGUAAAUGGAGUUGCGUUAGAAAACGUUGACCACGCUACGGCCAUAGGAGUAUUGAAGGAGAGCGGGGGUACAGUAAACCUGGUCAUAAAAAGAAGAAUAGUGUUGCCUGCCUCCCUGGAAAAUGAAACUCCACCCUUGAAAAUAACUUUGGCCAAGAGGAACAGAAAAGAUGAGUACGGUCUGGUACUAGGGUGCAAGUAUUAUAUCAAAGAGAUUGUGCCCAACAGUCUAGCGGCACAGGAAGGUGGAUUAAAAGAAGGCGACACCGUAUUAAAGCUCAAUAACUCGCCCAUUGAAAGUCUGUCAUUGGUUGAGGCCCGCAAACUUCUUGAAAAGUCCAAAGAGAAAUUGCAGCUCAUCAUUACAAAGAAGAAAAAUGAUGAAUGGAGAAAGGAUGAUGGCUAUUCAACAAUGCAGAGCACUUUACCAAAACACAGUGGAGAUGUCAAUAUGUACAGACCUUCCAACCCAGAACAGGAUCCAUACAAGGCACAGUUUUCACCACAGGACAUUCCAGCCGGUGCAUAUCCGCCCAACAGUCCACAUUCCCGAUACGAUGGUCGAUAUAUUUACGACCAUGAGGCAGUACCACCAAGACCACCAUUGCCUACUGGAUUAGAAGAUAAGUCGCAACCUAGAUCUCCGAGCCCCAUGAAAGAUGGUUACUAUAGCGACAGAGAAGACCUCCGUCGGAAACAGUCAUACGGGAACUACGCGACAGUUAACGAUGAAGUGGAUGUAGGGCUUGGACGCAGACACCAUGAGGAGCGAUAUGUUGGAAAGAGAAAAGAUAUAAGGCCCGAGCCCCGAUUAGCCACAUUCAGAAAAGACAAAGAAGUAGGAUUAGGGUUGAGGCUCGCUGGAGGGAAUUCCACGGGGAUAUUUGUAGCAUCGGUUCAGCCAGGAAGUGGUGCUGAAAGAGAGGGCCUCACUGAUGGGGAUCACAUUAUGAAGGCCAAUGACAAAGACAUUGUUGGACUUACCCGAGAGGAAGCAGUUACCUACCUUACCAGUCUAGAAGGCAUGGUGACGCUCUAUGUGCAGUACAAGAAAGAAGACUUUGACAGGAUCAUGUCAAGCCACGAAGCAGGGGAUUCCUUCUAUAUCCGAACCCACUUUAACUAUGAGCAGUUGGAGCCCGGAGAGUUGUCUUUUGUACAAGGGGAUAUUUUCCAUAUUAAAGACACACUGUUUCGAGGUGUGGUAGGCUCAUGGUUGGCUGUUAGGAUGGGUAGAAAUAACCAAGAAACUCAAAAAGGCAUUAUUCCAAACAAAAACAGAGCAGAGCAGUUGGCAAUAUCCAACCAAGGGACGUCGGAAGAGGAGAAAGAGAACUCCCCAUCCAAAGGCAGAGGCCUUCUGUUCAAGCGAAAAGCUGCCAGAAGGUCAAAAUCGCUGUCCAAAGACCACUGGGAGGAUGUUAUAUUCGCUGACCCCACGGCCCAUUUGCAGACCAAGUUUCCAGCAUAUGAAAGAGUGGUUCUUAAAGAUUGUGGGUUUGUACGUCCGGUUGUGAUAUUUGGACCUUUAGCAGAUGUUGCAAGGGAGAGAAUCCUGAAAGACAUGCCAGACAAAUUCCAGUCUCCACAGAGCGAACACCAUGCUGAUGAUGAGAGAAAAGGCAGGUCAGGAAUUAUUAGGCUUGGAUCCAUUAGAGAUGUCAUUAAUAGGAGAAAACACUGCUUGCUAGAUGUCACCCCACACAAUGUGGACAGGCUGAACUUUGCUGCGUUCUCACCCAUAGUGGUCUUCCUGAAGUCAGACUGUAAAACAACAGUUAAGGAAAUUAGGGCAAAGUGGGCCAAGGGGUCGAGCAAAAACCCAAAGAAAAUGUAUGAACAGAGCUUGAAGCUUGAAAAAUACUACCAGCAUUUGUUUACAGCCACGGUUACCCAUAAUUCAUCAGAGACAUGGUACAAAAAGUUGGUAGACAUGAUUGAGCUCCAACAACAGCAGCAAAUCUGGAUGUCUGAAAAAAAGCCGGAUGAAGAUAUCACUGACGAUUACUUGUUCCCAAUGUCCAGCCAUCGCUUUUCGUUUUCGGGAUCUCAGGGAACAACUGAUUCAGAUAUUACGCAUGCAUUGGAUGACAUGGAUAAAAAUCCUGUCAAUAGGAAACGAUUUCUAGUCAGAUCAUCAUCGGAUCCCAGCAUCAACACUACUGACCGGGUACCAGGUAUCCCUCCAUAUCCUGACCCACCAAGAUACACCAGAUCUCACAAGAUGUUAUAUGAUGGUAAUCAAAACUACCAAGACAUAGCAUACGAUGAUUCCUACACACAGCGAUCAGAGGACAGGUAUUACCCGUCAUACUAUGCGGAUGAUGUGGAUCGACGUUUUAAUCGAGCCAAUAUUGAUCCCUACGCAACCAUUACUCCUAGCGAGAGACUGAGAGGGCGAAUUCCGUCAGAUUCACAAUGGAAUAAUGGAUACAAUGAUCAACCACCAGCAUCUCCAAAUGAAGUGGAAUAUUCCCGUCCAUUGCCACGGCAACAAAGGCACCAGUCUCCUAGCAACCAGCAAGGUCAAAAUCUUGACCCUCCUUCCCCUGGUUACAGUCAGUUGCCAUCACAACAGAAUCAUCCCCCACUUCCACCACCACAUAAUAUGUACAGCGAUAACUCAUCAUAUUCAAGUGACUCAUUUAGCAAAUACACAUCAAAUCCAGCCAACAAGCAUGAUGAUUCCAAACUAAGGGAGAAAAUGGGUCAGGUGGGGUCCAAACCCAAGGGAAAUGACCCAUACAGAUUUACCAGAAGCACUGCCAAUAAAGUGAACACCAGCAAUGUGGAUAAAGGCAAACUCUCUGAUCUCUCGGCUAAGUUCAGGUUAGACACGGAUCGCUCUGGACAAAAACUUAGCAACUCCAGCCUAAACACCACAAGGACACCCCAAAAUACCAAUAGCAAUGCUCAAAACAUCUCAAAACACCAAACAAAUGAACCUGAUCUAGUUAUUGGGUCAACUGCUGGCCAAGUUCAAAUGACCUCACCUCAGGGUCAUCUGAGCCCAAGUCGAGGUCAUGAAGGUCAAAGUUCGAGAGUGAUGGGAAGAAAACAACCCCCUCCAGUGCCAGUGAAAACGUACAAAGGUCGAGAGAGCGAGCCGGAUGAACAAAAGUUGCGGAAUUUCGAAAAUGGAAAUUUAAGUGGUUAUAAAUAUCCCGCAGAAAACCCCUAUGGUAAAACCAGAGGUCAUCCAAAUGAUGUUAAUCGGUACCCUGUUUCUCCUGUGGACCAUUAUAAGGCAGAAGAUCCAUAUGAGUGGGUUGCACCAAGAAGGCAAAGUGCAGGGAACCAAAGAUCUGUUAAUAGAAACAGUAGAGGGGAGUUCCCAGAAUCCCCAGGAAAUGUGACCAAUCAAAACUCUCGAUCUUUUAUGAAUCAAAUAUACAUGGAUACUGCUGAAUUAAACAAAUAUAGACAGGAAAGAGAGCAACAACAGCAUCAGCAACAACAUCAAUCAAUUAAUUAUGGAAGCCCUGAAAACAGGUCAAGUCCCAAAAAAUAUCACCAAUCAAGAAACUACCAUGCUUUAAGUUCCAGGACAGACGAUGAGCUGCAAAAACUGAAACAAAGUGAUAAGACUCAUUCAAAAUCAUCUGAUCAUGUAGCGUCUGUUCAUCAAACACCAGACAUUUUAAAAGGGAACCAGACAGUUUCAAAAAGCACUGAAGUUGUUGAUCAGAAUCAUUCAAAUAAUCAUAAAAGGCAGGGUAGCCAUUUGGAAACUCAACACAAGAACCCUAACUUCUCAUCAUACAAAAAGCUUAUCACUGCUGGGUCAUAUCAAUCAUCAAAAGUGUCAUCAAAAUCACAGGAUGAGAUUAGAGAUCCCCGUGAACUUGAUAUUAACCAUAUGAGAGGAGGGUCUGGCAGCUCUCAGGCUGGAAGCGCAUUUGAAUCAUACAACAAAGCCAGUCCACUGUCAACGUUCGGGAAGAACGACUCUGGUGCACCUCGGUCACCGGGAAAACCAGGAGUCGACAUCAAGGCUAUGUCAAGGCUUGAAGACAACAGAUUGUCAACUGUUGAAGAAAGAUUUGAAAAAGUAUCCAAUCAGGAUGAAAAUGAAGAUCAUUUGAUUGUCAAUGGCCAAUCAGAACAGCAAGAUGAAUCAUGUGACAUUCCAGCACAUAUUUUGGACCAAUCGAAUGGAAUUCCAUCACAAUCAUGUGACACAUCUAAUCAAUCAGAUGUAAUUCUGAUAUCAUGUGACCAGGACAGCCAAUCAGAAUGCAGUAUUUCUACCCCUGAUACAGUAAUCUACGGAGGAGGGUUUGACUCAAACCAAGACGUUGAUGAAAAUCACACAGUGGUUGCCACAGCAAGGGGUCUGUUUAACAACCAAGGGGGUGUUCUAGAGUCCCCGGAAACUGGGGUCUCUAUCGUCAUCCCAUCUGGUGCGUUAAAUGGCGACCAGGAGCAGGAGAUAUACUUUAAAGUUUGCCGGGAUAACACCAUUCUGCCCCCAUUAGACAGAGAAAAGGGUGAAACACUUCUUUCACCACUAGUGAUGUGUGGACCACAUGGUUUGAAGUUUAACACCCCAGUGGAAUUAAGGCUCCCUCAUUGUGCCUCUGUGAAUCCUGACAGUUGGUCUUUCGCUCUGAAGUCAAGUGAUUCUCCAGCAGGACAACCAACACAUUGGCAAAAUAUGACAUUGGCUGAGCGCGAAGGCCACACACAAAGUCGUGUGGGUAAAAACAGUGUCUCAGUGCUAGUGGAUCACUUUUGAGCUGAUAUUCAAUUGUUUUAUCUGAAGCAAUAAUGUUUAAGUUGUUAAAUACUUUUGUACACUGGUUGCCAUCAAUUAUGGAUUUUUUAUACCAAAGUAAUUGAAGGAAAUCAUGUUGUAUGAGGAGACGGACAACUGAAGGAUCUCAAUGUAAUUGUGUUUUUUUAAGUUAAGAAAGGACUUGUGUAUGGAUGUUUUUGUGUUUUUUUCAAAAAUAAAAGUGAAGUGUAUUAACAAUUAAAGUGUGACACGGGAAAGGUUGUAUGUUUUAAUUUGGGCUUGACCUAAAAAAUCAAUUAGGUGCAUCAAACACAUAUACUGUAUAUAAUUAUUUCAUUACAUUUAGUAUAUAUUCAUGUACAUGUAUACUUUAUAUUUUAUAUAACAUAUCUUAAUAUUAACAUUUGUAGCUUUACCCUCAGAUAUAUAUUUAUCUUAGGAGUUAAUUUGUCUUUUCGCAUCAGAUUGCAUCUAAAAUAUCUUGGUUCCCCUAUAGCAUAAACAGUAUUGCACCUAUUUGAAACUGUAUAGGUAUGUUGGUCAGCAUUGGCUGUUGUGUACCUGCUGUGUCUGUCAAAUUGCAAUGUGACUGACAAGAGAUGUUGCCCUUGACUUGAAAAUGAUCUAAAAAACUUAAUGUUGUUUGCAAAACCAAACAAAUUGUACAUACGCUCAUGUAAUUUUAUAGCAAAUGUUGGUCAGCAGUGAUUUGAUGCACCAGUCAUUUCUUUCACUCAGUCUAUAAAAAGUUAUAUUCCUUGACAGCGAUAAGAUUUGUCUGAUAAAUACUGUGAUGCAUGUAGCACCAAAUGCAUUUCAACUACACUCAUGAAACUUCAUAUGAAUGUUGGUCAGUAUAAGUUGAUGUAUACCGGCCAUAUGUUUAUCAUUUAACUUUAUAAUUCCACAACCCAUUUUUAAACCAUUUCUGUGUUUAGGCGAUGUAUGGGUGUAUUCAUCACAACUGUGGUAGCUCUACUUUAGUUUGCCUUAAAAUGAAGGGGUCCAGUAUGUAAUUAUAAACAGGCAGCAUUUAAUUGGUUGGUAUAUGUUAGUAUUUUAUACAGAGUUGUUAAACUGUUCGAACCAAUGGGCAAAGGACAAAUACAUUAUAAUAUUUGGAAUUCCUUACUCCUUUUUAUAACAAUGUUUCAUUGUGUAAACCAAUGGACAAUGGACAGAGUCAUCCUAUUACAGUAAUUGAUAGUAUUUGCUCAUUAAUAUGAAGCUAUAUGACAUAUUUGUAAGGUGAAUAUUAUACAAGAUGUAUUUCAAUAUACGAUAUUAGAGUUUACAUUAGUUUGAUAUCGUUCGUGAGUUCUAUGUUCAGAUAUACAUAUUGUGUUGUAAUAAAAUGGGCUUUUAAUCAGUUAACUUUAUUACAACUGUGUUAUUACAUGAACCAUAUUUAGACAUUUGUUAGAUGGUGUUUGAAGUAAUAAACGGUACAGUGUUGUUUUGUAAUACAAUAAGCAAAACAUUAAAUGUUUGUUGGUCUGAACUAAAUGAGCUACAAGGAGUAUAUACAUGUUAAUAUGUAAUAAUACACUUAAGCCUCUCCUUGUACAUAUCAUAUUUUAUUUGAUACCGAUUUGGUUGUAUUUUGUUGUUUCAUAUGUUAAGUGGUUUUACAUAUUUUUGAUAUUUUAAUAAAAUAUAUACAUAGAAUAAAACACAGUUACAUGAUUGUCAUUAUUAUAUUAUGUUUGAUUUAGACUGUUAAAAUUGUUAUGAAUGUUGAUCUUAGAUAGUGAACAAAUUAUGUCAUUGUGAAAAAGAGUUAUCCAUUGGUGCAGUUAGAUAAACCAUGUAGUACCAAGUAGAUACUUUUAAUGUCAUUAAGAAUGAUACCAAGGUAUAGCCUUAAUGUACAAGCAAGCAAAUCAUGAAUUACUGUAAUGAAUUAUAGCUGUAUAUAAAGGACAAUUGUUUGUGUCAGUGUGAGAUGCUAAUAAAAGCUGGAAAUUUACUUAGAUAUUAGCAAAUAAAUAUAUCUUACAUUCGAAAUAACAUUAUCUUAAAUCAUGCUUUCAUUAUUGGGAAACAUGUAAAACAAAAUUAAACAAGGACUAUUUUGGUAUUUUAGUGUUAAACUUUACAAUAAAUAUAACAAUAAAAGUGAAGAAUGUACAGGUAUAUUUUAAAAGCGUUUUUGAACUAGGUUUUUAUUCGGUUUGUGUUUGUUUGUUGACAUAAAUGAAUGCAUUGUCUUUAAAACAUGUAUUUAACACACUAGUAAAUAAGACUGGAUGUAUUUUUAAACCAAACUGAACAAACUAUUGUUAUCUUUUUAUUAAAUUUUAAUUAUAUAAUUAUCGAUUUAAUGCUUUAUAUCAACUUAUAAACGUACUAGAUGUUUUAUGUAAACAUGUUUUCAUAUAUAUAUAUAUUUGAAAAUUAUAUAUUUCAUAUAAACUUCUCAAAGAUUGAAAUAAAAAAUACAAUAAACUAA